AUGAAUGUACAAGUAGAUAUUGGACCACUUGUUUCCCACUGCUUGGUAACUUAUAAAAAUUCAAUUUACAUUUUCGGAGGAACAAUAGGAUGCAGCAAAUUUGCAUUGACCAAUUUUUUUCAUUAUGCAACGCCACCAUUUUCGCAAGGUCAAAUCUCAUGGCAACCACUUUCGACAGAAAAUGUUAAAAGUGUUACGGAUGCCGGUUGUAUCGUUGACGAAACUCGUGGCCUUUUCUUCGUAAUCGGUGGCCGAGAUUAUCUAAAUAAUACUUGUCCUGGUAUACAAAUUUACGAUUUUAACACUCAAAGAUGGAAUGACCCACAGUAUUCACAAAAUUUUAUACCAAACGAUUUUGUAACUGAUUGGUGGGGACCACGCGCAGUAUGGUUGCAACCAGGUCUUAUGUUUAUGUGGGGUGCGAAUUCUACAACACAGGGUUCAUAUUUAUUAGAUAUAAAUGUUAAUCCAUGGCAAUGGACAAUCUUAUCUGAUAAUAAGAGUAAUAUUGUUCCAACUAAAUGCGCUGGUGUCGUUGCAGUCAAAGGAAAUGCAUUCAUAUUUGGUGGUUUUGAUAAAUAUAAUUCCAUCAAUCCGACUACUUAUAUUUAUUCACCAAGAUAUGGAUUUAUAAUUCCUCAAUUUCAAUUGCCAAUCCCAUUUAAUGAUGGUGUUGUGGGUGUUUGGAAUAAUAAACUUACUAUUAUAAUGAUGGAUACCAGGGGAACAGUUAUGCAGGCAGUAAAUUUUGAUUUGAAAACUUUCAAAUUUGAUAAUGUUAUAUCGGCAUCAUACAUUCAAAACAUUACAACAACUCGAAAUCGAGGAUAUGGUGUUCAAUUUUUGUGGUCUGACUCAAUAUUUAUUUAUGGUGGUACAGCUGGAUAUUGCAGCCAACCUCUCCUUGAUACUUGGGUAGUUUACAAUAUGUCGAGUCAAAGAUGGGAAACAAAUUUUAGCGAUAAAAAAAGCACUAACUUCAUUAGCAAUGACCUUUCCUUGCCAAAAGUCAAUGAUCUCAAUAUUAAUAAUGAAGAUUCCGUGCUACCUAGUAAUGGCAUAGAUUAUGUGUCAUAUUCAACUAAUGACAGUAGUAAAACUUUAAUAAUUAUCAUCAUUAUUUUAUCUUUAAUUAUUCUCGUAUUUAGUGUGACGCUUUUGUAUUUGAAGAGGUUGGUUAAUCGAUACAAAGGAGGUAAAUUUCAAAUUAGUGAAAUAUCGUCGACAAGGGUGGUUGAUUGA
Messenger RNA from Cetraspora pellucida, 1242 nucleotides. The record is from the annotation of a GenBank genome assembly. Lineage: Eukaryota; Fungi; Glomeromycota; Glomeromycetes; Diversisporales; Gigasporaceae.